Messenger RNA from Apodemus sylvaticus (European woodmouse), 4508 nucleotides. RefSeq names its product general transcription factor IIIC subunit 2 (gene Gtf3c2). Gene Ontology annotation, molecular function: protein binding. Gene Ontology annotation, cellular component: transcription factor TFIIIC complex. Bases 698 to 3553 code for a protein of 951 amino acids. NCBI's taxonomy places the organism in Eukaryota, Metazoa, Chordata, Mammalia, Rodentia, Muridae. The transcript is spliced from 21 exons. The record is from RefSeq and is a predicted model, not a curated record. Gene Ontology annotation, biological process: transcription by RNA polymerase III.
GCGGGGGACCCAGAAUUACUCCUCCCAUCCUUUUGCCGUAGCGCUAAGGCAAUGGGAACCGAUUCCCGAUUCCUCUCUUACCCUCGCGCAAGGCAGCGCGCCUCGUAGUCUUUGCGCUUCUCCCGAAAACCGUCGAGCUCUCACCUCUGUCCCCACUGGGGCCACUGAGCAUCCCCCAUUUCUGCUAGCCGGUCUUACCUUCUUCCCCCAUUCGGUGUAUGUAGCGCGGUAAACUGGGUCCAGGCUUCUGCGCUGCUUACGUUGAACUCGUUACGUUGGGCCUUUGGACUCAGUGAAUCUGCUGUUGUCCUCAGCUUAGGGAAAUCAGGGUUCGCCUGCUGCUCGAAAGCUGCCCCCACGGCUAGGAUCGGGGAAUGGCAAGUGGUGGUUUCUCUGACUGAUUGCAGUCAGACCUCUUGUGCUCAUUCCCUCUUGCUGUGUCUCAGCUUUUUCCUCCAAGUGUCUCUAACCCCGGGGGUUGUGCCCCGCGCGCUGCAACCCCAUUGGCGCAGCCAAGGGCCAGUUAUGUUUCCUUGUCUGGUCCUUUUAUCCCGCGGCAAGUUGGCCGUCUUUUGGACAAGACAGAGAUGGCGACUUCACCCCCACAGGAGAUCCCGUAGCAUUUGUGUUUGCUGAAAACGUUCUUCUGUUUUCUGGAAUAGUUCUUUUGAAAGGGCAGCCAUUUUGGGGGGUGCUGAUGGAUACCUGCGGGGUCGGCUAUGUUGCCCUGGGGGAGGCCGACCCCGUGGGGAGCAUGAUUGUGGUAGACUCUCCUGGACAAGAAGAACUAAGCCAGCUGGAUGUCAAGGCCUCCUCAGAAGCGUCCAGUGUGGAGGCUUCCAUCGAGAUGUCACUACCUCCUCCUUUGCCUGCAUUUGAGGAUUCUUCUGACAAGAGGAGGCUUCCUCCAGAUCAGGAGAGCCUCACUAGGUUGGAGCAGCAAGAUCUUUCUUCAGAGAUGUCAAAGGUCUCAAACCCUAGGGCCUCAAAGCCUUCCGGGAGGAGAGGUGGUAGGACACCAAGGGGCGCUAAGAGGCCUCAGCAACGUAAACCUCCAUCCACCCCUCUGGUUCCUGGUCUCUUAGAUCAGUCCAACCCUCUGUCCACCCCCAUGCCUAAGAAACGAAGUCAAAAGUCCAAGGGAGACCUGCUGCUAUUGAAGUUGUCCAAAGGCCUAGAUCAGCCAGAGUCUCCACAUCCAAAGAGGCCCCCCGAGGACUUUGAGACCCCUUCUGGGGAACGACCCCGCCGAAGGGCUGCCCAAGUGGUGUCGCUGCCCAACCCAGGUUGGCCUCGAACUUGCGAUCCUCCCACCUCAGCCUCCCGAGUGCUGGGAUUGCAGGCGUGCGCCACCACACCUGGCUCUCCAUCACAUUUUUCACAGACUUCCCCCAGGGCACUUCUGUACCUUCAGGAACUGGCUGAAGAGCUCUCCACAGCCCUGCCUGCACCGCUGUCUGGUCCUAAGAGUCCCAAGGCAAGCAGCCCCACGAGGCCGAAGAAGAUCCGGCAAGCAGCCUCUCAGGGGGAAGAGGACGGAAGCGCUCGCGAUGAAGACUUUGUUCUUCAGGUCGAGGGUGAAGAUGAGGAAGAAAGUGAGGCCCCAAGUGAGAACUCAUCUGAUCCUGAGCCUGUCGCACCCCGAAGCACCCCACGAGGACCCGCUGCAGGGAAACAGAAACCACACUGCCGGGGCAUGGCUCCCAAUGGCUUACCCAAUUACAUCAUGGCUCCUGUUUGGAAGUGCCUCCACCUCACCAAGGACCUCCGUGAACAGCAGCAUUCAUUCUGGGAGUUUGCUGAAUGGAUUCCCGUAGCCUGGAAGUGGCAGUUGUUAUCUGAACUUGAAGCAGCUCCCUACCUGCCACAGGAGGAGAAGUCGCCCCUGUUUUCUGUCCAACGCGAAGGGAUUCCUGAGGAUGGCACAAUCUACCGAAUAAACAGAUUUAGCUCAAUCACAGCACAUCCAGAGCGCUGGGAUGUGUCCUUCUUCACAGGGGGACCGCUCUGGGCUCUGGAUUGGUGCCCAGUGCCUGAAGGGUCAGCAGCUCCACAGUAUGUGGCCCUUUUCUCCAGCCCUGACAUGAAUGAGACACACCCAUUGAGCCAGCUUCAUUCAGGCCCUGGGCUACUGCAGCUCUGGGGUCUUGGGACAUUGCAGCAAGAAAGCUGUCCUGGCAACAGGGCCCACUUUGUCUAUGGGAUUGCUUGUGACAGUGGCUGUAUCUGGGACCUCAAGUUCUGCCCCAGUGGGGCAUGGGAACAUCCAGAAACCCUUCGAAAGGCUCCUCUCCUGCCUCGCCUGGGUCUCUUGGCCCUGGCCUGCUCAGAUGGGAAGGUAUUGCUGUUCAGUCUGCCGCAUCCUGAGGCCCUCCUGGCUCAGCAGCCUCCAGAUGCUAUGAAGCCUGCCAUCUACAAGGUCCAGUGUUUGGCAACUCUUCAGGUGGGGUCUGUGCAAGCUUCAGACCCCUCUGAGUGCGGUCAGUGCCUUAGCCUGGCUUGGAUGCCUACCAGGCCUCACCACCACCUGGCUGCUGGAUACUAUAAUGGCAUGGUAGUUUUCUGGAAUCUUCCCACUAACUCGCCCCUCCAAAGGAUACGGCUCUCCGAUGGCUCCUUAAAGCUGUUCCCCUUCCAGUGUUUCCCAGCCCAUGACCAGGCUGUCCGUACAAUUCAGUGGUGCAAAGCUAACAGUCAUUUCCUGGUAUCUGCGGGGAGCGAUCGGAAAAUCAAAUUCUGGGAUCUUCGACGACCUUAUGAACCAAUAAACUGUAUCAAGCGCUUCUUGAGUACAGAGCUUUCCUGGCUGCUCCCCUACAACGGUGUCACAGUGGCUCAAGACAACUGUUAUGCCUCUUAUGGGCUCUGUGGAAUUCAUUACAUUGACGCUGGUUACCUUGGUUUUAAGGCCUACUUUACUGCUCCACGAAAAGGCACCGUCUGGAGUCUUUCAGGUUCAGACUGGCUUGGGACAGUAGCUGCAGGAGAUAUAUCUGGGGAGCUCAUUGCAGCUAUUUUACCUGAUAUGGCAUCAAACCCAAUCAACGUCAAGAAACCUGCAGAGAGACGAUUUCCUAUAUAUAAAGCGGAUCUGAUACCAUACCAGGACAGCCCCGAAGACCAAGAGUACUCCUCGACUUCCUCUGAGACCCCCAAUCCUCCCAAAGCGAGAACCUACACUGAAACCAUCAACCAUCACUACUUGCUCUUUCAAGAUACAGAUCUGAGUUCCUUCCACAAUCUGCUUCGUAGAGAACCGAUGCUUCGCAUGCAGGAAGGAGAGGGACAUUCUCAGCUUUGCCUGGACAGGCUGCAGCUUGAAGCUAUUCACAAGGUACGUUUCAGCCCAAACCUGGACUCCUAUGGAUGGCUGGUAUCUGGGGGGCAGUCAGGGCUGGUUCGGAUCCAUUUUGUCCGUGGACUCACCUCCCCGCUGGCCCACCGUGUACAGCUUGAAAGCCGAGCCAACUUCAAUGCUAUGUUCCAACCAUCCUUUCCAACAGAAGGGCCUGGUUUCUCUCCAAGCAGCCAUUGCCUUCUCCCCAAUCCCUAGUCUGGUCCACACAGAACUCUUGGAUUGAAGUCUGCCAAGAACAAAUGGCCCCCAUGCACAGAGCAUAGGACCUGGGCCCUUUCGGACAGUGAUGGUGCCAGGCCUAAAUCUUUAGGCCUACAUGCCCCAAACUCCUUAAAUCCCUCUCCUUUCACAGACUUCUAUGGUCACAGCUCCCUGCAGGUAGGGGGGCUCCCCCUCCACACAACAAUUCCUAUGCCUAAAACCGUGGCUCACAAGAAACACUCAGGCCAAACCUAGGCUUGGGAGUCAAAUUGCUCAUAUUGAGCACAUUGUGAAGGAGGUAAAGCUAAAGUAAAGGUUCUGGGUGUUUUUGAGAGCACUUGUGAGUGGGUGUUUGCAGAGUCGGAAAGGAUAUCCUCAGGAAGGCUCCUGUCUAUUUCCAGGACUUGAUGUUAUUGCCUUCCAAUCUUCCUCUUUAGAAUAACCAACACACAGGCCCAAUGGCGGGGACAGUAAUUUAUUGGACUGAAGCUGCUCAAUAACUGAGGAACACCAUAAGCACCCUGCCUGCCAGUAGGACAGCAGCUAGCUCUUACUUGUUCCUGCUUAUGAAAUAUUCCCAAUCACUGACAUGUGACACUACUUGAACACUCCUAGAUAGUGUUUUUAAAAUUUUUGAAGCUGAGUUUAGUGGUGCAUACCUGUAAUCCCAGCACUUGGGAGGCCGAGGCAGGAGGAUCACAAGUUUGCAUUCAGUCUGGGCUAUCUCAUAAAACCAAAAAGUAAAAAAAAAAAAAAAAGAAAGGAAAAGAAAAAAAGAAAAAAGAUCUUCCUUUAUAUCAAGUCAGAGUAUACCUCUAUUAAUUUUACUUAUGGGUGUUAGAAAAUAGUCCUUCUUCCCUGUGGCUACCCUUUUCAGUACUUCACAGUAGCUAUCAUGUGUUUCUCAAGUCAUUUUUUUCUCUAGAUUAAAUAUCUUUAGUUAUUUCAA